Hevea brasiliensis (rubber tree) is the source of this 1671-nucleotide messenger RNA. RefSeq lists its product as uncharacterized. The record is from RefSeq and is a predicted model, not a curated record. Bases 130 to 1308 code for a protein of 392 amino acids. Lineage: Eukaryota; Viridiplantae; Streptophyta; Magnoliopsida; Malpighiales; Euphorbiaceae. Gene Ontology annotation, cellular component: Golgi apparatus. The transcript is spliced from 6 exons.
UGUCCGACCCGAUCCGUCCCCGGCCCGGCAAUGCCAUCACUCUCUCUCUUCCAUCCGGCCUUAGAAUGAAAGCAUAAAACUCUUUGCUCGAACUCCAUUUUCCUCCAACAUUCUCUCCGUUGCACUCCUAUGGCAACAAUUCACAAACCCAUAAGGCUGAAGCCAAAACCCAAGUCCCCAAUCUACACUCUCGUGAUCUGCAUAGCUGCAAUUACAUUGUUGUUUCUGUUUUCCACAGAUGGGUUUUCUUUCUCCUCCCAAAUGACAUCCAGGAAACCCCAGAGGGUGAAGAGGCUACAUUCUCUCCAUGAUAAGUACUUGUAUUGGGGCAGUAAAAUUGACUGCCCAGGCAAGCACUGUGACUCCUGUGAGGGUUUGGGUCACCAGGAGUCCAGCCUCAGGUGUGCCCUUGAAGAAGCAAUGUUUUUGAACAGGACUUUUGUGAUGCCUUCCACAAUGUGUAUCAAUCCAAUACACAAUAAGAAGGGGAUCCUUCAUCAUUCUAACAAUGCAAGUUCAGAGGAAAGGUGGGCUGCAAGCUUUUGUUCCAUGGACUCUUUGUAUGAUAUUGACCUUAUAUCUGAAACUAUACCUGUAAUUUUGGACAACUCAAAAGUUUGGCAUCAGGUAUUGUCAACAAGUAUGAAGUUGGGAGAUAGAGGAGUUGCCCAUGUUGAAGGAGUUAGUCGGGUUGAUCUCAAAGAGAAAAGUCGCUACUCAAAUAUCUUGCUCAUUAAUAGAACAGCAAGCCCUCUUUCAUGGUUCAUGGAAUGCAAAGACCGAAACAACCGCAGUGCUAUUUUGUUGUCAUAUUCAUUUCUUCCUUCAAUGGUAUCAGAGAAAUUAAGGGACGCAGCAGAGAAGAUUAAGGCACAUCUUGGUGAUUAUGAUGCUAUUCAUGUUCGACGUGGUGAUAAAAUAAAAACUAGGAAGGAUAGGUUUGGUGUUGUGCGGAGUCUACAUCCUCAUCUGGACAGGGAUACUCGCCCAGAGUUCAUACUUCAUAGGAUCGAAAAGUGGGUCCCACCUGGACGAACUCUUUUUAUUGCUUCAAAUGAGAAGACAGCAGGAUUUUUUUCACCUCUCUCUGCCAGAUAUAAAUUGGCAUAUUCAUCUAAUUAUAGCAGUAUCUUGGAUCCCUUGAUUGGGAACAAUUACCAAUUAUUCAUGGUUGAGAGGUAUAUAAUGAUGGGUGCCACAACAUUCAUUAAAACUUUCAGGGAAGAUGAUAUGGAUCUCAGCCUUACCGAUGACCCUAAGAAGAACACAAAGAAAUGGCAAAUACCAGUUUAUACAAUGGAUCAAUAGAGAAGCUGAUGGCAAUAUAACCCAUCACUCUUUCUUUCCUCCAUUUUAGCCAAUUAUUCCUCUCAAUGGAUACUGUAAUAGCCUAUCUGGUCAUUCUACGAUGUUACGGUACCAGUUUGCACUUGGCUUGCAUAUCAGAAUCUUGUAGCUUCAACAGAGAAUUGGUAUCACGAGAGGUACAAAGAGAGGCUUGCUGAUUUUUCCAAUGUAAAUUGCAAUCUGAAUUGAAAUCCAGGUUUUACCUGUUUCUUUUUUCAAAUAUAUUUGUUAUUAUUACAAAGAAGUUUUCUGGAGAAAAGACAAUUGCUCUCAAUCUAAUAGCUAUUGGUGAAUGCAUAUAGAUAGAAACUAUCAUUUUGUAAA